Molecule: messenger RNA, 900 nt
Organism: Pseudogymnoascus verrucosus
Lineage: Eukaryota; Fungi; Ascomycota; Leotiomycetes; Thelebolales; Thelebolaceae
Exons: 2
Coding region: 1-900 (299 amino acids)
Source: RefSeq, a predicted model, not a curated record
AUGACCUCCCACGACACCUACCCCCUCCAACUCCUCCCCACAACGUCCACCUCUACCCACUCCCUCCGCUCCUCCCUCAAGAAGACCUCCUCCUUCAAAAACCCCUUCGAAACCGCCUCCAUCCUCUCAACCAGCACCCGCUACUCGCAAACCACCCUCCGCGCUCCCCCACCUUACACACCCUUCCACGCCACUACCAGCUUGCAAAUCCAAACCUCUGGGCACGCUUUGCUCGCUUUCCCCAGUCCGCCGAAGCAACUCACUACCGCGGUCUUUGGUUUGGACUCUAACGGGCGCUGCGAUCGCCCUGUCUAUCUCUCUACGCGCGCGGUGAGGAAUUCAGGGAACUGCACCCUGGUCCGCGCCGAAGAUGAGACCGGCGCGCCUCUGGCAGAGACGCGCUACAAGUGGGGACCGUCGUCAGAUCCAGUGGUCUGUAUCGGCGACGAAGAGGUAGUAAUGUCGCGUCCGAAAUGGACAGCUCGCACGAUCCGUUUCAGCUGGGGCGGACGCCGGUACCAGUGGCGCUACGGCUGCAGUUCCGAGAGGCGCGGCGUUGAGGGGGAUAGAGGUGAAGGGUGCAAUUCCCUCCUUUUAUUGGAAUGGGUUGAGGGAGAAGGGAAGGAAGAGGUCAGGACGACGGUGGCGAGGUUUGUGAGGGGGGAGGAGACGAGGACGCCGGGGACGAAGAAGAGUUGUGCGGGGAAUGGGGGGAGGUUGGAGAUGGCGCUUGAUAGGGACGGGGUGGAUACGUUCGCGGAUGGGAUUGGGGAGGAGGUGGUGGUGGCGACGCUGUUGGUGAUGUUGAAGAAGGAGGUUGAUCGACGGAGGGGGGCGCAGAUUGCGGUUAUUGGAGGACCGGUGCCGUGUCAGGUUCUAGCGUUUGCGAGGGAGAAGUAG